Molecule: messenger RNA, 694 nt
Organism: Dissoconium aciculare CBS 342.82
Lineage: Eukaryota; Fungi; Ascomycota; Dothideomycetes; Mycosphaerellales; Dissoconiaceae
Exons: 1
Coding region: 185-532 (115 amino acids)
Source: RefSeq, a predicted model, not a curated record
CUCACGCGAGACUCGUUGUGAGCUGUUGCGUCCAUUUUCGGUAGAGGUAGAGACUCACGGCUGCCAUGCAUGCACCUUCCUCCCGUACCUUGCUCACUCUCGUGCUGGGCGUUGCACCAGGGUGAACACCUCAAGAAGAUGUUUCUUGUAACGGCCACUCCCGGUCUAACACCACUGCUCCGUCAUGACCACCAAUCCCUCAACUAGGCCUUCAACUCACCUGAUACUAAGUACAACUUCUGUCCUCCUUCGAUCUCUUCGCAACGUUCUUGCUUGUUUGGUUCGGCUUGUGAGGCCCAUCUUCCGUGGUCCAUCCUUUUCUGCUUCCACCGCACUCAUCAUUCGUCGACCUUCGCCGGACAAGACAGAACGACAGAUCCAUUGCUAUCACCGCAGUCCUUGCCGUCUACCACCGCCCGAACAUCGACUGGACCGGACUCCGUUCUUGAUUUGUCUACCGAGCGAAAUAACGCAUACGCCAUUGCUGCCGAUCUUCACGGCCGGAACAAGUCUGAGACGCCGCAAGACCUGAUCGACAUAGUGCCUCGAGGUUGACCAAGUCACUCACGUGUCAGCUCGUUGGGCGCAAUCUCCCGCCCACUACUUGCUGGACAACCAUCGACCAUGAUAUGACCCGAACUGGACCGUUUACAUCACCUUUCAUUGACAUGGAAUGCAAGCUGGCGUCAGACAA